Labrus bergylta (ballan wrasse) is the source of this 3531-nucleotide messenger RNA. RefSeq lists its product as uncharacterized. Lineage: Eukaryota; Metazoa; Chordata; Actinopteri; Labriformes; Labridae. Gene Ontology annotation, cellular component: nucleus. Gene Ontology annotation, biological process: negative regulation of transcription by RNA polymerase II; nervous system development. The record is from RefSeq and is a predicted model, not a curated record. Gene Ontology annotation, molecular function: RNA binding; protein binding.
CUGUACAAUUGUGAAAAAAAGCCUUUUUUUCUGCAGAGGAUUGGCUGGAGUACUUGAAGUUAACCUUUGAACACUUACAAAUAAGCAAUUACUGGAUGUUUCACAGCAUUCAUGUUGUUUGGGGGUCUCACUUGUUCAGGAUGAAACAUCAUUAGUCCACAGACAGUGAGCUAAAUAAGCUAUGUGUGUAGAUUGCACAUGUGAUAUCAAAAUGUAUGUGUUGCAAUCCUUCUUUUUUUUUUUCUGCUCGUGUGUGUGAGUCCAUGGCCGGUCUAAAGCAACGGUUUCCCGCCCUCACUACACCAGGCAAAGCGCCAGAGCCAUCAGGCGGUCAUACGCCUACCAUCAGCUGAGGAGUUGCACAGCAGUCUCAUUUCUAAUUAUACACCCAACAUCAGAGAGCUACGGAGCGAGGGAGAGAGGAGUGGAAUAUGGAGAGAGAGAAAGAGAGAGGAAGAGGAGUGUGAUUACAAAUGGAAGAGAGGCUGAGAGUGCUACUCAGCAGCAAACGCAGGGUGAACAAGUUCAGAUGCGCAAGAGAGAAAGAAAGUAAGAGAGGAUGAGGGAGAGACAUCAAAUGUGUCUGAGAAAGGUUAACAGGACUGACUGACUAAGUAGAGUGGGAGUGUAAAAUGUAAAAAGCGAGUAGGAGGGAAGAGAGAGAGAGGAAGAGGAGAAGAGAAGAGAAAAGGAGGAGAGCGUGUCUGACAGACAGUCAGUUGAGCUUGUCUGGAUGCUUAUGAUCAGUCUCUUCUGUUGUACCAUUUUGCACCUGCAGACAGGGAGCCAGACAGGUGUGCGAGAGUGUGUUGCAGUGUCUGUGAACACUGAGGGACAUGCUUUGGGAAGAUGGAUGCACCGAGAAACAGACGGAGGAACCGAUGGAGGAACAUGUACAGUAAACUACAAUGACCUUUGACCUAACUAGUCGGUGUCUGUGUCCCGUGAUCACGAUACCUCGUCAGAUUCUGGAGAUCAACAUGCAGUGCCAGUGUGAGUGACAGGCAGCGUGAGCCAAUGAGCUUCAUUAAAAACCCAGCGUUUGUCCCAGACAGGGACAGCCUCCCACUCAAGAAGAGGGACCAAAGACCAAGUCCACCACCACCAUCUCCGCCCAAUCAGCAACAGCACCAGCAGCAGUGUGAUGCUGCAACAUUCAAAGCCCCCUUCCCUUAUAGGAACCACAGUGACUUUAAGACCAAACACAGCAGCCCUUUCCAGCCUGUACCGAGGCGGGUCCCUGCUCUGUACCAGCCCUGGAUGCAGACCCACACGUCCACCCGGUCCAAACCGCACAUCCUCUCUGCGUUCAGGGAGCACCAUGGCUGGGCAGAGUGGAGAGACUUUAACCCCCUGCAGCCGAGAUGGGACUUUACUCACCCCUAUCAGCAGCACAACCACCUGUCACCUGCACCGGCACUCCACCCAGUCCAUCCGCACCACAUCUCGAGAUUUAAUCUGGUUAAUGAUGGUUUCCAAAGAGCUGCCGGAGGGUGCGGAUGGGAGCAGCUAAAGGCCAUCAGCGAGAAAAAUGUAAACACAGAGAGGCAGAGUAAUGGGAGGAAUAAAGGACCAUAUCUGAGGAGAAGGGACAGAAAAGUUGCAUUUAUUCCCAGGGUUGAAAAAGUAAAUUCCCCAUUGUCAAGCACACCUCAGUCUCCAUCCCGGGACUUGUCAACGCAACAUGAUGUGUUGCACAAAUCAACAAAAGUUGUUAAACACCCUGGACAUUCCUUUAUAGGAGCUUCCCCUGACAAUAACUCAAGGAUCACGUUCACCUCCAUGAAGGAGGAUGCAUCUAGGUCUUCUGACCAGGGCUCCUCCCCCUCCCCCUCCUCCUCUCCCUCCUCCUCUUCUAACCAGUUUCCCUGGCUGCUCCCUCACUUUGUUGCCGGCUCUCUGAUUGAGCUCAGAGACGGGCGGCUGAGGAGGGUGGAGCACUUGCAGACAGAGGACUUCCUGCUUGGAUCACUGGCCUGUCCAGACCUGUGCCUGAGCUGCUGCACGGUGCAGUGCAUCUCCCCUUCGUCCUCCUCCUCCUCCAUCUCACGUCUGCUCAUUCUGCUUCAUAGCCAGCAGUCCCAGGAGUUGGUGGAUGUCUAUGUGGAGUACCCUUUCUUUGUGCGGGGGCGGGGCUGGUCGUCAUGCAGUCCUCAGAGGACCGCUCGUCUCUGUGGCCUGCAGUGCCGACAGCUCAGUGUGGGGGACGUCUGCCUUGCUCUCACCCCCGUCUCAGCCACCCAGUCUCCACCAUCAGCCACCCUGGUGCCAAAAAACUCCCCCAGGAAAUCAGAGGGAAGGUGUGAAUCCCUAAAGGCACCACAGGCACAGGUUCCUCCAGAGCCAGGGCGACCAUCAGGGGGGCCGAGGAAGAAGGCGGAGGCAGUCAGGAGGAGACACUACUCUGCCCCUGAGCUGGGAGGUCCAAGGACUAACUGUCUGUAGGGAGGAGAGUCUCUGUUUUAUCAACAGGAAACAAGUCUGUCUCUUUGAAGCUCCGCUUUAUUCAGCCCACAUUUGCUGUCUUUCUACCUCCUCUAACAUUUGGAUGUGUUUGAUUGUCGUUCCUAAUCAAAGGAGCAAGAUCUGAAGAGGGAUAACAUGGUUAAAUCUCAGGAUUCCUCGGAGUAUAUUUGUUAAACAUAACUUUUCUUUGAAGCUUAUCAAAGGCUGUGACAAAACAGAAUUCAGAUCUUUUAUUUCAUAAAAGAUGUCUCACAUUAUCUUGUGUUUUUUUUAAAGUGGGAAACCAAAGUUUACAUCUUUAUAGCCACAGGGAGAAGCUUCAGUUGAAUUGAAAAGGAUCUUUUAGAUUCAGAGAAUUAGGUUCCGACGUUUUAACAGAGCUUUCAAAUCCUUUCUGGUGCUGACAAAAUCAGCCUACAUUCCUGUAAUCGCACAAUAGAAACUCGCUCUGGUCCGCCCAUGCUGAUCAAAGUUUAUCCAUCUUCCUCCUUGUAUUAUGUAAGACAUCUUUAUGAUCAUAAAUUAUUCAUUUCAUUUCCAAUGAAUGCAAGCUCCUUAUAAUAUAGUCCCCAGCUCUAUGAUUGUUUCCGAAUGACAAUCAACACCAAUUCUGAUUGAAUGACUGGACAUUAAAUAUUACUGAUUGAAUCAGUGAUGUUUAAUUUUACGCCUCUACCUCUAUUUUCUAUUUAAAAAACAAUAGAUAUCUUUGUAUAAACAGCGUGGGCUGUGUUGUAAUAUGGAAGUUCUGUGAGUGUCAGUGUGAAUUCCAAAAUGUUCUUAAAGUAUACCGUUGCUUUGCUUUUGUAUGCACUCUUUUAAAAGUCUGUCCCAUCGCUCAGAGUGGAGAUAUUUUCUCCAUUCAAAGUACUCUAAAGGCACAAUCUCUGACAUGCGUACCGUGCCAUAACUCAGCAGUAACCAAGUACACAUGUGGAAGAGACAAACACAUGCAGACCAAAAAAAACCAAUGAUGAUGUCACAGACAUGGUGCCGUACACAUGGACCGGGACUACAAUAUGUAAAAUAGGUUUCUCGCUGUUGAAUAAAUAUGUGUUGUGUUAA